Daucus carota subsp. sativus is the source of this 2155-nucleotide messenger RNA. RefSeq names its product alanine--tRNA ligase-like. Bases 230 to 787 code for a protein of 185 amino acids. Gene Ontology annotation, molecular function: ATP binding; alanine-tRNA ligase activity; nucleic acid binding. Lineage: Eukaryota; Viridiplantae; Streptophyta; Magnoliopsida; Apiales; Apiaceae. The record is from RefSeq and is a predicted model, not a curated record. Gene Ontology annotation, biological process: alanyl-tRNA aminoacylation; phosphorelay signal transduction system. Gene Ontology annotation, cellular component: mitochondrion; chloroplast. The transcript has 7 exons.
AAAACUCUCUGUCCUGCUAACAUUCUAUCUCUUAAUAGUAUUAGUUUUAUAAACAAAAACAAAUACUACAAAUUUCAUAAGAUACACUCAUCUUUUAAGCAGACCCUGUAGUUUCACUUCAGCGCCUCCACCUCAUUCUCUCAUAUCACUUCCCCUCUCUCCGACGUAGUUUUGCUUCCCGAUUAGGGCUUUUCUCCGCCGCGCUUCGCAAUCUCCAAUCACCGAUUCCAUGGGCUCCGAAGAAAUCGAGUGGCCCGCGAAUCGAGUUCGCGACACUUUUAUCAAGUUUUUCGAAGAUAAGCAGCAUGUUAAUUGGAAAUCCAGCCCUGUUGUUCCUCACAAUGAUCCUACUCUGCUCUUCGCUAACGCAGGGAUGAAUCAAUACAAGCCUAUCUUUUUAGGAACUGCUGAUCCCAACACUCAGCUGAGUAAGCUAACACGUGCUUGCAAUACACAGAAGUGUAUAAGAGCGGGUGGGAAACAUAAUGAUUUGGAUGAUGUUCGUAAAGAUACUUAUCACCACACUUUCUUUGAGAUGCUUGGUAAUUGCUCCUCUCGUGGGCAUGGGAGCUUCUCACCAAGGUGUACAAAUUACCUGAAGAUCGAAUUUAUGCUACCUAUUUUGGUGGUGAUGAAAAGUCUGGCCUUGACCCUGAUACUGAAGCUAAGGCUUUGUGGCUCAAAUAUCUUCCAAAGAAACGCGUAUUGCCAUUUGGUUGUAAGUAACGACCACGAGUCAAGCAGUAGUGGCAUUGCAGAUGUUAAGGGAAAACAAGGACAAGUUUGACUUAGUUAUCAGUGAUGUCCAUAUGCCUGACAUGGACGGUUUCAAGAGUAUUUUAAUAUCACAUUUUUUCCUUUUAUUUUCUAUUAACGAAAAUCAGCCUUGACCAUGAACACGAAAUGUGCAUCCACUAUAUUGAGGUAUCCAAACCCUAGAUAUUCGAAUAUAGGGGCAAAAUUAGCUUCAUCGUCAGUCUACAAAGGUAAUAGUGCUUAUUGCUCCUUCUGUUUCCCCGAUUCUUUGUAUCUCUUAUUGUAUCUAUCCACGUAUUUGUGAAAUUGAAAUUCAUACAGAUCUUAUAUGUAUAUGCUUGCGCGUUGUUAGAGAUCUUAUUAUUAGGUAUCUUGUCACUAUUUGAUGCUUCUAAUUCACAAAUUCUUAGUCACUUUACUUGGACGGCGGACGAUUACAAUUUAUUUGGCUGUAAGACAGGUUUGUUUAUCGAUAAUUUCGGUACAUAAUUUUACAGUAUAUUGAUAAGCGGAUUUGUCUUUUUUCUUUUUUAUACGUUUUAAUAUGAUAGUUUGGUUUUAUAGAGUAGAAGAGGAUGUUAUAUUUAUAAUAGUUUUUGAUAAAGGGGACAAAGUGUAUUAACUAAUUUGUUUUUUGUUGCAGUGUUAUGUCAUCUGUUUCGAGUAGUUUAAAUUCGUGUCUGCGUUAAACCAAUGAAGGCCUUAAAACUGCUCAAACACACAACCUCCGUCCAAGGUCCUGCAUCUGAGGAAUUUUCCAUGAGAGUGCACUGAGGAGGAACUGAUUGAACUUGGUAAACCAUUUGGUAAAGUUGUCAACACCAAGUGUAAUAUUGGAGCCAACCGAAACCAAGCUUUUAUUGAAUUUGCUGAAGCGGCUCAGGUCCGAGGGAAAACUUUCUACCUACAGUAUUCCAAUAGGCAAGAAAUAGUGAACUACAAAACUACUGCAGAUGUUGUUGGAAAUGUGCUGGAGAUGUUGCAGAUCGCCGAGAGCUUAGUAGCUGAACGCAAAAUACAAACAAAGAGGCGAAUAAAAAACUGAAAGAGUCAAUUUGUAUGGAUAAGUUCAUUCCAAAGCUGGGUGUCUUUAAGUCAAGGGUGCAGUGCCCUCUGGAGGAGGUGAAUGAACUCAUGAAAGUUGAUCAAGUGCUCGAGUUUAUGGCUUUUGUUGGGCCUGGUAUCUCAAAAAUUGCUAAGGCUGAUGUUUAGUGGUAGUCCUGCAUGCUAUUAUAUAUAUGUAUGGUUAAGGGGUAGUAUUUGAGGUCUCAGUUUCUCUUUCUCAGUAGUUUGUAUGGUAUUUUGUUUGCUUGGUCUUCCCAAUUGGUUGGGGUUCUUUUCGUUGUGACCUUUGCAAGAUUAUAUGAGAUUUACGGAAUUACGGUACUUUAUUUUUUUA